Nycticebus coucang (slow loris) is the source of this 14640-nucleotide messenger RNA. It is a transcript of the gene CSMD1, whose product is annotated as CUB and Sushi multiple domains 1. The transcript has 70 exons. The coding region runs from base 650 to 11485 and encodes 3611 amino acids. The record is from RefSeq and is a predicted model, not a curated record. Lineage: Eukaryota; Metazoa; Chordata; Mammalia; Primates; Lorisidae.
GCAGAGAAGAGAGAUCAGCAUAGGUGCAGGCCGGCCUCUGCCCUUGCAGACACCCUGUGGUCUGCUCCAGUCGCUGGGUUUGCGUCGCUUCGCCCUGGGUGCGGCGGGGGCUUCCCCCACCCCAGCGCCCAACAAGUCUUCUCUCUCCAGCCUGCGCGCCCAGGCGCCGGAGGCCCAGUGGAGCGCAGCGCGGCGCGGGGAGCCAAGGGCCCGCGCCCGGGCUCUGUCUGGGAGUGCGCGCUGCCCAGCCUCGUUCCCCUCUCUGUGGGUAGGGAUGGUUGAGUCCAGCCACCGCGGCAGCGGCUCCUGGUACCGCUAGCAGCCUGUCUUCUGCGCUCUCCGCCUUUUCCUCUCUAGACCGAAUCUCUCCUCCCCCCGCGCCCCCUCCCGCAUCUCCCACUCGCUGGCUCUCUCCAGCUUUCUCCUCUCCAGGUCUCUCCUGGCUGCGCGCGCUCCUCGCCUCGCCUCGCCCCCUCCCGCAGUCUCGCCGCCUUGGUGCCUUCCUGCCCGGCUCGGUCGGCGCUUGUCCCCGGCCCGGCCCCGCCAGCCCCGGUCUCCGCGCUCUGAGCAGCUCAGCCCCGCAGUGGCUCGGGACCCGAUGCUAUGAGAGGGAAGCGAACCCGGCGCCCAGACCUGCAGGAGGCGUCAGAUGCGCGGCGCGGCGGGGCUCGGGACCCGGCUCCCUCUCCGGCUCGCCUCGCCCUCUGGUGAUUAUUUGGCUCUGUUCAUAGCCCCGCGGUUCCUCGGAGGAGAAGGGCACGUCAGAGAAGAGCCAUCGGUGUCGUGUGCGUGUGGAGUAUCAGACAUGACUGCGUGGAGGAAAUUCGAGUCGCUGUUCCUGCUCCUGUGCUCCGGGCUCCUCACUGCAGCUAAGGGUCAAAACUGUGGAGGCUUAGUCCAAGGUCCCAACGGCACCAUUGAGAGCCCGGGGUUCCCUCAUGGUUACCCCAACUAUGCGAACUGCACCUGGAUCAUCCUCACAGGAGAACGCAAUCGGAUACAGCUGUCAUUUCACACCUUUGCUCUGGAAGAGGAUUUUGAUAUUUUAUCAGUGUACGAUGGACAGCCCCAACAAGGGAAUCUAAAAGUGAGAUUAUCGGGAUUUCAGCUGCCCUCCUCUAUAGUGAGCACAGGAUCUAUCCUUACUCUGUGGUUCACAACAGACUUUGCUGUGAGUGCCCAAGGUUUUAAAGCACUCUAUGAAGUUUUACCUAGCCACACAUGUGGAAAUCCUGGAGAAAUAUUAAAAGGAGUGCUCCAUGGAACAAGAUUCAACAUAGGAGACAAAAUCCGAUACACCUGCCUCUCUGGCUACGUCUUGGAAGGUCACGCCACCCUGACCUGCAUUGUCAGCCCUGGGAAUGGUGCAUCAUGGGACUUCCCAGCUCCUUUUUGCAGAGCUGAAGGGGCCUGUGGAGGAACCUUGCGAGGAACCAGCAGCUCCAUCUCCAGCCCCCACUUCCCCUCCGAGUAUGAAAACAAUGCUGACUGUACCUGGACCAUCCUCGCAGAGCCAGGGGACACCAUCGCCUUGGUCUUCACUGACUUUCAGCUGGAAGAAGGGUACGACUUCUUAGAGAUCAGCGGAACAGAAGCCCCAUCCAUAUGGCUGACUGGUAUGAACCUUCCCUCUCCUGUUAUCAGCAGCAAGAAUUGGCUAAGACUCCAUUUCACCUCAGAUAGCAACCACCGGCGCAAAGGCUUCAACGCUCAGUUUCAAGUGAAAAAGGCAAUCGAAUUGAAGUCGAGAGGUGUCAAGAUGUUACCCAGCAAGGACGGCAGCCACAAGAACUCUGUCUUGAGCCAAGGAGGUGUUGCUUUGGUCUCUGACAUGUGUCCAGAUCCUGGGAUUCCAGAAAAUGGCAGAAGAGCAGGUUCUGACUUCAGGGUUGGUGCAAAUGUACAAUUCUCCUGUGAGGACAAUUAUGUGCUCCAGGGAGCCAAGAGCAUCACCUGUCAGAGAGUAACAGAGACGCUCGCUGCUUGGAGUGAUCACCGGCCAAUCUGCCGAGCUAGAACGUGUGGAUCGAAUCUGCGUGGACCCAGUGGCGUCAUCACCUCCCCUAAUUACCCAGUUCAGUAUGAAGACAAUGCCCACUGUGUGUGGGUCAUCACUACAACCGACCCAGACAAGGUCAUCAAGCUGGCCUUUGAAGAGUUUGAGCUGGAAAGAGGAUAUGACACCCUGACGGUUGGUGACGCUGGAAAAGUAGGGGACACCAGAUCCGUCUUGUACGUACUCACAGGAUCCAGUGUUCCCGACCUCAUUGUCAGCAUGAGCAACCAGAUGUGGUUACACCUACAGUCGGAUGACAGCAUCGGCUCACCCGGAUUUAAAGCGGUUUACCAAGAAAUUGAAAAGGGUGGAUGUGGGGAUCCAGGGGUCCCCGCCUACGGGAAGCGGACAGGUAGCAGUUUUCUCCACGGGGACACGCUCACCUUUGAGUGCCAGGCAGCCUUUGAGCUGGUGGGGGAGAGAGUCAUCACCUGUCAGCAGAACAAUCAGUGGUCUGGCAACAAGCCCAGCUGUGUUUUUUCAUGUUUCUUCAACUUCACGGCUGCGUCUGGCAUUAUCCUGUCACCCAAUUACCCAGAGGAAUAUGGUAACAACAUGAACUGUGUGUGGCUGAUUAUAUCUGAGCCGGGGAGCAGAAUUCACCUCAUCUUUAACGAUUUUGACGUGGAGCCUCAAUUUGACUUUCUGGCGGUCAAAGAUGAUGGGAUUUCCGACAUAACAGUCCUGGGUACCUUUUCCGGCAACGAAGUGCCUUCCCAGCUGGCGAGCAGCGGGCAUGUGGUUCGCCUGGAGUUUCAGUCUGAUCAUUCCACCACCGGCAGGGGGUUCAACAUCACCUACACCACAUUUGGCCAAAAUGAAUGCCAUGAUCCUGGCAUCCCUGUCAAUGGACGGCGCUUUGGUGAUCGGUUUCUACUGGGGAGCUCUGUGUCCUUCCACUGUGACGAUGGCUUUGUCAAGACCCAGGGAUCGGAGUCAAUCACCUGCAUUUUGCAGGAUGGGAAUGUGGUUUGGAGCUCCACUGUCCCCCGCUGUGAAGCUCCCUGUGGUGGACACCUGACAGCUUCCAGUGGUGUCAUUUUGCCUCCUGGAUGGCCGGGAUAUUAUAAAGAUUCUUUAAAUUGUGAAUGGAUAAUUGAAGCAAAACCAGGCCAUUCUAUUAAAAUAACUUUUGAUAGAUUUCAGACUGAAGUCAACUAUGACACUCUGGAGGUCAGAGAUGGGCCGGCCAGCUCGUCCCCGCUGAUUGGGGAGUACCAUGGCACGCAGGCCCCCCAGUUCCUCAUCAGCACUGGGAACUUCAUGGACCUGCUGUUCACCACGGACAACAGCCGCUCCAACGUUGGUUUCCUCAUCCAUUACGAGAGUGUGACUCUGGAAUCUGACUCCUGCCUUGACCCAGGUAUCCCCGUGAACGGCCAUCGCCACGGCAGCAAUUUUGGUAUCAGGUCCACAGUGACGUUCAGCUGUGAGCCAGGGUAUACCCUGAGUGACAACGAGCCCCUGCUCUGUGAGCGAAACCAUCAGUGGAACCACGCCCUGCCCAGCUGUGACGCCCUAUGUGGAGGCUACAUUCAUGGGAAAAGUGGAACAGUCCUUUCUCCUGGGUUUCCAGAUUUUUAUCCAAAUUCUCUAAACUGUACCUGGACCAUCGAAGUGUCUCAUGGAAAAGGGGUUCAGAUGAUUUUUCACACCUUUCACCUGGAGAGCUCCCAUGACUAUUUGCUGAUCACAGAGGAUGGAAGUUUCUCCGAGCCCGUUGCCAGGCUCACGGGGUCAGUCCUGCCUCAUACUAUUAAGGCAGGUUUGUUUGGAAACUUCACUGCCCAGCUCCGAUUUAUAUCAGACUUUUCUAUUUCCUACGAGGGCUUCAAUAUCACAUUUUCAGAAUAUGACCUGGAGCCAUGUGAUGAUCCUGGAGUCCCUGCCUUCAGCCGGAGAAUCGGCUUCUACUUUGGCGUGGGAGAUGCUCUGACCUUUUCCUGCUUCCCAGGGUAUCGCCUAGAAGGAGCCACCAAGCUCACGUGCCUGGGCGGAGGCCGUCGUGUGUGGAGCGCACCUCUGCCAAGGUGUGUGGCUGAAUGUGGAGCAAGUGUCAAAGGAAAUGAAGGCACAUUACUGUCUCCAGAUUUUCCAUCCAAUUAUGAUAAUAACCAUGAGUGUAUCUAUAAAAUAGAAACAGAGGCCGGCAAGGGGAUCCAUCUCAGAGCGCGCAGCUUUCAGCUGGUGGAAGGAGAUAUUUUAAAGGUGUAUGAUGGAAAAGAUAGUUCCUCACGUUCGCUGGGAACCUUCACUAAAAACGAGCUGAUGGGGCUGACCCUGAACAGCACGUCCAACCACCUGUGGCUGGAAUUCAACACCAAUGGAUCUGACACUGACCAAGGUUUUCAACUCACCUAUACCAGUUUUGACCUAGUCAAGUGCGAGGACCCAGGCAUCCCUAACUAUGGCUACAGGAUCCGCGACGAGGGCCACUUUACUGACACCGUGGUUCUUUACAGCUGUAACCCGGGGUACGCCAUGCACGGCAGCAACACCCUGACCUGUUUGAGUGGGGAUAGGAGAGUGUGGGACAAGCCGCUGCCUUCAUGUGUAGCGGAAUGUGGUGGUCGGAUCCAUGCUGCCACAUCAGGGCGAAUAUUGUCCCCUGGCUACCCAGCUCCAUAUGACAACAACCUCCACUGCACCUGGAUUAUAGAGGCAGAUGCAGGGAAGACAAUUAGCCUUCACUUCAUUGUCUUCGACACGGAGACGGCUCACGACAUCCUCAAGGUGUGGGAUGGACCCGUGGACAGCAACAUCCUUCUGAAGGAGUGGAGCGGCUCUGCCCUGCCCGAGGACACUCACAGCACCUUCAACUCCCUCACCCUGCAGUUCGACAGCGACUUCUUCAUCAGCAAGUCCGGCUUCUCCAUCCAGUUCUCAACAUCAAUCGCAUCCACCUGCAAUGAUCCAGGAAUGCCUCCAAAUGGUACCCGCUACGGGGACAGCAGAGAGGCUGGAGACACCAUCACAUUCCAGUGUGACCCUGGGUAUCAGCUUCAAGGACAAGCCAAGGUCACCUGUGUGCAGCUCAACAGCAGGUUCUUCUGGCAGCCGGACCCCCCCACCUGCAUAGCCGCUUGUGGAGGGAAUCUGACGGGCCCGGUGGGGGUUAUUUUAUCACCCAACUACCCACAGCCAUAUCCUCCUGGGAAAGAAUGCGACUGGAAGAUAAAAGUCAACCCAGACUUUGUCAUCGCCUUGAUAUUCAAAAGUUUCAACAUGGAGCCCAGCUACGACUUCCUGCACAUCUAUGAAGGGGAGGAUUCCAACAGCCCACUCAUCGGGAGCUUCCAGGGCUCGCAAGCCCCAGAAAGAAUAGAGAGUAGCGGAAACAGCCUCUUUCUGGCGUUUCGGAGUGAUGCCUCGGUGGGCUUGUCGGGGUUCGCCAUUGAGUUCAAAGAGAAGCCCCGGGAAGCUUGUUUUGACCCUGGAAAUAUAAUGAAUGGCACAAGAAUUGGAGCAGACUUCAAACUCGGCUCGACCGUCACGUACCAGUGUGACUCUGGGUACAAGGUAGUGGACCCCUCGUCCAUCAUGUGUGUGAUUGGAGCCGACGGGAAACCCUCCUGGAACCGGGCGCUGCCUUCUUGCCAUGCACCCUGUGGAGGUCAGUACGUGGGGUCGGAAGGGGUAGUUUUAUCACCAAACUACCCUCAUAAUUACACAGCUGGUCAAGUGUGUCUCUAUUCCAUAACUGUGCCAAAGGAGUUUGUGGUGUUUGGACAGUUCGCCUAUUUCCAGACGGCUCUGAACGACCUGGCAGAGUUAUUUGAUGGAACACACGUGCAGGCCAGACUUCUCAGCUCACUCUCAGGGUCUCAUUCAGGUGAAACCUUACCUUUGGCUACGUCGAAUCAAAUUCUGCUCCGAUUCAGUGCAAAGAGCGGGGCCUCUGCCCGGGGCUUCCACUUCGUCUACCAAGCUGUUCCUCGAACAAGUGACACCCAGUGCAGCUCUGUGCCUGAGCCCAGAUACGGAAGGAGAAUCGGUUCUGAGUUUUCUGCAGGUUCCAUUGUUCGAUUUGAGUGCAACCCGGGCUACCUCCUGCAGGGUUCCACAGCGCUCCGCUGUCAGUCGGUACCUAAUGCUCUGGCACAGUGGAAUGACACGAUUCCCAGCUGUGUGGUCCCCUGCAGUGGCAAUUUCACUCAGCGAAGAGGGACAAUUUUGUCCCCUGGCUACCCUGAGCCAUAUGGUAACAACUUAAAUUGCAUAUGGAAGAUCACAGUGACGGAAGGGUCGGGAAUCCAGAUCCAAGUAAUAAGCUUUGCCACAGAGCAGAACUGGGACUCCCUGGAGAUCCAUGAUGGUGGAGACGCAGCAGCACCCAGGCUGGGAAGCUUCUCAGGUACCACGGUCCCGGCUCUGCUGAACAGCACGUCCAACCAGCUGUACCUGCGUUUCCAGUCCGACAUCAGCGUGGCAGCCGCCGGCUUCCACUUGGAGUACAAAACUGUGGGUCUUGCUGCAUGCCAAGAGCCCACGGUUCCCAGCAACGGCAUCAAGAUAGGAGAUCGGUACACGGUGAAUGAUGUGAUCUCCUUCCAGUGCGAGCCCGGGUACACCUUGCAGGGCCGUUCCCACAUUUCGUGUAUGCCAGGGACUGUUCGACGCUGGAACUACCCUUCUCCUCUCUGCAUCGCCACCUGUGGAGGGACCCUGGCCACCACGCGGGGCGUGAUCCUGAGCCCCGGGUUUCCGGGCUCCUACCCCAACAACCUCGACUGCACCUGGACCAUCUCCUUGCCCGUGGGUUACGGUGCGCAUAUUCAGUUCCUGAACUUCUCUACUGAAGCUAAUCAUGACUACCUUGAAAUCCAGAACGGCCCUUACCACACCAGCCCCACCAUCGGGCAGUUUAGUGGCGCCGACUUGCCCGCGGCUCUGCUGAGCACCACUCACGAAACACACAUCCACUUCUACAGCGACCAUUCACAGAACCGGCAGGGGUUUAAACUUGCUUACCAAGCCUAUGAAUUGCAGAACUGUCCAGAGCCACCCCCGUUUCAGAAUGGGUACAGGAUCAAUUCCGAUUACAGUGUGGGACAGUCGGUAUCCUUCGAGUGUUAUCCUGGGUAUGUCCUGAUUGGCCAGCCUGUCCUCACCUGUCAGCAUGGGACAAACAGAAACUGGAACCAUCCCUUUCCAAGAUGUGAUGCUCCGUGUGGCUAUAAUGUAACAUCUCAGAAUGGCACCAUCUAUUCUCCGGGGUUUCCAGAUGAAUAUCCAAUUUUGAAGGACUGUGUUUGGCUUAUCACGGUGCCUCCAGGGCAUGGAGUUUACAUCAACUUCACCUUGUUACAGACGGAAGCUGUUAAUGAUUAUAUUGCUGUUUGGGACGGUCCAGACCAGAAUUCACCUCAGCUGGGUGUUUUCAGUGGAAACACAGCCCUGGAAACGGCCUACAGUUCCACCAACCAGGUCCUGCUCAAGUUCCACAGUGACUUUUCAAAUGGAGGCUUUUUUGUCCUCAAUUUUCACGCAUUUCAGCUCAAGAAAUGCCCACCUCCUCCAGCUGUUCCCCAGGCAGAAAUGCUCAGUGAGGAUGAUGACUUUGAAAUAGGAGACUUUGUGCAGUACCAGUGCCAUCCGGGGUACACCUUGGUGGGGACUGACACUCUGACCUGCAAGCUCAGUGCCCAGUUGCAGUUUGAGGGUUCCCUCCCAACAUGUGAAGCACAAUGCCCAGCAAAUGAAGUCCGGACAGAGUCAUCUGGAGUAAUUCUCAGCCCAGGGUAUCCAGGCAACUAUUUUAACUCCCAGACAUGCUCUUGGAGCAUUAAAGUGGAACCAAACUAUAACAUUACCAUCUUCGUGGACACAUUUCAAAGUGAAAAGCAAUUUGAUGCCUUGGAAGUAUUUGAUGGUUCUUCUGGGCAAAGCCCUCUGCUGGUCGUAUUAAGUGGGAACCACACUGAACAAUCGAACUUUACAAGCAAGAGUAAUCAGUUAUACCUCCGCUGGUCCACUGAUCAUGCGACCAGCAAGAAAGGAUUCAAGAUUCGCUAUGCAGCGCCUUACUGCAGCUUGGCCCUCAGCCUGAAGGAUGGUGGCAUCAUAAACAGGACCGCAGGGGCGGUUGGAAGUCAAGUGCAUUAUUAUUGCAAGCCUGGGUACCGACUGAUCGGCCACAGCAAUGCCAGCUGUCAACGGAACCCGCUCGGCACAUAUCACUGGGACGCCCUCCCCCCACUCUGCCAGGCUGUGUCCUGUGGAAUCCCAGAAUCCCCAGGAAAUGGUUCAUUUACGGGUAACGAGUUCACUUUGGAUGGUAAGGUGACCUAUGAGUGUAAUGAGGGCUUUCAGCUUGAUGCCAGUCAGCCAGCGACCGCGGUGUGCCAGGAAGAUGGCCUAUGGAGCAACAAAGGGCGGCCGCCUGCUUGUAAACCGGUGACUUGCCCCAGUGUUGAAGCUCAGCUCUCAGAGCACGUCCUCUGGAGACUGGUUUCGGGCUCUCUGAAUGAGUAUGGAGCUCAAGUGCUCCUGAGCUGCAGUCCCGGUUACUACUUAGAAGGCCAAAGACUCAUUCAGUGCCAAGCUAAUGGGACGUGGAGCGUAGAGGAAGAGAGGCCAAGCUGCAAAGUUAUUUCAUGUGGGAGCCUGCCUUUUCCCCCAAAUGGUAACAAGAUUGGGACGUUGAAGGUCUAUGGAGCCACAGCAAUAUUUACAUGUAACACAGGCUACACACUUGUGGGCUCCCACGUCCGGGAAUGCUUGGCAAACGGACUCUGGAGCGGGAUGGAAACUCAGUGUCUGGCUGGCCACUGUGGCUCUCCAGACCCCAUCGUGAAUGGCCACAUCAGCGGGGAUGGCUUCAGCUACAGGGACACCGUGGUGUACCAGUGUAAUCCCGGCUUCCGGCUUGUCGGGACGUCUGUGAGGAUAUGCUUGCAAGACCACAAAUGGUCUGGGCAAACUCCUGUUUGUGUCUCCAUCACGUGUGGUCACCCUGGCAACCCUGCCCACGGAUUCACCAAUGGCAGUGAGUUCAACUUGAAUGACAUCGUGAACUUCACCUGCAGCACGGGCUAUCUGCUGCAGGGCGCGUCCCGAGCCCAGUGCCGGAGCAACGGCCAGUGGAGCAGCCCUUUGCCCACGUGUCGAGUGGUGAACUGUUCGGAUCCAGGUUUUGUGGAAAACGCCAUCCGUCCUGGGCAGCAGAAUUUCCCCGAGAGUUUUGAAUAUGGGAUGAGUGUCCUGUAUCAUUGCAAAAAGGGGUUUUACCUGUUGGGAUCUUCUGCCUUAACCUGUAUGGCUAAUGGCUUAUGGGAUCGUUCUUUGCCCAAAUGUCUGGCUCUAUCAUGUGGGCAUCCAGGGGUUCCUGCCAAUGCUGUCCUAACGGGGGAACUGUUCACCUACGGGGCCAUGGUGCACUACUCCUGCAAAGGGAGCCACAGUCUUGUAGGUAAUGACACCAGAGUUUGCCAAGAAGACAGUCACUGGAGUGGAGCUCUGCCCCACUGCACAGGAAAUAAUCCUGGAUUUUGUGGAGAUCCAGGGAUCCCAGCACACGGAUCCCGGCUGGGGGAUGAACUGAAGGUGAAGAGCCUCCUUCGCUUCUCCUGCGAAGUGGGGUACCAGCUGCGGGGCUCCCCUGAGCGGACAUGUCUGCUCAAUGGGUCGUGGUCAGGAUUGCAGCCUGAGUGUGAGGCUGUGUCCUGUGGCAAUCCCGGCACUCCCACCAAUGGCAUGAUCAUCAGCAGUGAUGGCGUCAUGUUCUCCAGCUCUGUCAUCUAUGCCUGCUGGGAGGGCUACCGCACCUCGGGGCUGAUGACCCGGCACUGCACAGCCAAUGGGACAUGGACCGGCACAGCCCCCGAUUGCACAAUUAUAAGCUGUGGGGAUCCAGGCAGCCUGGCAAAUGGCAUCCAGUUUGGAGCUGACUUCACCUUUAACAAGACCGUGAGCUAUCAGUGUGACCCUGGCUACCUCCUGGAGCCAGCCACAGCCGCCACGAUCCGUUGUACCAAAGACAGCACCUGGAAUCAGAGCAAACCUGUCUGCAAAGCUGUCCUGUGUCCUCAACCCCCUCACGUGCAGCACGGAAAGGUGGAGGGGACAGACUUCCACUGGGGCUCCAGCGUCAGUUACAGCUGUGCCGACGGCUACCAGGUCUCCCAUGCGGCCAUCCUGUCCUGCGAAGGGCCCGGAGUGUGGAAGGGCGAGGUCCCUGGGUGCCUGCCUGUGUUGUGUGGAGACCCCGGGACCCCGGCGGAGGGCCGGCUCAGUGGGAAGAGUUUCACCUACAAGUCCGAAGUCUUCUUCCAGUGCAGACCCCCAUUCAUACUUGUGGGGUCUUCCCGAAGGAUCUGCCAGGCUGACGGCACCUGGAGUGGCAUUCAACCCACCUGCAUUGAUCCUGCUCAUAACACCUGCCCUGACCCCGGCACCCCCCACUUUGGGAUACAGAACAGCUCUAGGGGAUAUGAGGUUGGAAGCACAGUUUUCUUCAGGUGCAGGAAAGGUUACCAUGUCCAAGGUUCUACGACUCGGACGUGCCUUGCAAAUUUAACGUGGAGUGGGAUUCAGACUGAAUGCAUACCUCAUGCCUGCCGACAGCCGGAAACCCCAGCACACGCGGAUGUGAGAGCCAUCGAUCUCCCCACGUUUGGCUACACCCUGGUGUACACCUGUCAUCCAGGCUUCUUCCUUGCCGGAGGAUCUGAGCACAGGACGUGUAAAGCAGAUAUGAAAUGGACAGGGAAGUCGCCUAUUUGUAAAAGUAAAGGAGUGAGAGAAGUUAAUGAAACAGUUACUAAAACUCCAGUUCCUUCAGAUGUAUUUUUCAUCAAUUCAGUGUGGAAGGGAUAUUACGAAUAUUUAGGGAAAAGACAAUCUGCAACUCUGACUGUCGACUGGUUCAACGCAACAAGCAGUAAAGUGAAUGCCACCUUCACGGGCUCCUCUCCAGCGGAGCUGAGGCUCACAGGAGUUUACAAGAAAGAGGAGGCCCACUUGCUUCUGAAAGCUUUUCAAAGUAAAGGUCCGGUAGAUAUCUUUGUAAGCAAGUUUGAAAACGACAACUGGGCACUGGAUGGUUACGUAUCAUCAGGACUUGAAAGAGGAGGGUUUACUUUUCAAGGAGACAUACAUGGGAAAGACUUUGGAAAAUUCAAGUUAGAAAGGCAAGACCCUUUAAACUCAGACCGAGAUUCUUCGAAUCAUCAUCACGGCACCAGCAGUGGCUCUGUGGCGGCCGCCAUUCUGGUUCCAUUCUUUGCUCUAAUUUUAUCAGGGUUUGCAUUUUACCUCUACAAACACAGAACAAGACCAAAAGUUCAAUACAACGGCUAUGCUGGACACGAAAACAGCAACGGACAAGCUUCCUUUGAAAACCCCAUGUAUGAUACAAACUUGAAACCCACAGAGGCCAAGGCCGUGAGGUUUGACACAACUCUGAACACAGUGUGCACGGUGGUAUAGCCCUCCGCUCCUGGCAGGACGGCUCAUAGCCAUACCUCUGACGGACAAGUAGUGAUUCCUUUGGUGCCAUAAACCACUCUCCCUUCCACUUGCUCCGCCGCAGCGACCUUUAGCACCGUCCACGGGCACACAUGAGCGGGGAUUUCUACUAGAAUGCGCCACAGUCUUCUGAGGAUCGAACCACACACAUGCAUCUUCAUCCCAAAAGUGGAUUCUAAAUGCCUGGCUGCACCUGCUUGGAAACAAGGCUCCAGGGAGACGGCGGGUCGGCCGAUGCGUCAGACAUUGUGUUUCUGUGUUGCUGGGACGCCUUUCAAUGCAAUCUUCUGGGCACGUGGAUACACCCUUCCUCUGUGGUGACAAAAUGGUAGCACCACAAUGUGUGCGUGUGUGUGUGUGUGUGUGUGUGUGUGUAUGGUUUUAUUUUUUUUUUAAUUAACCCCCAUGAACAGGAAUACUCUUGAAAAAAAAUAACAAUCAAAAGCUUUCCUAAAGGAGACACCUUUCUGAUAGAGGCACACUACAAAUACUUCACUCCAUUCCUCAAGGCCUGGUGAGCUUUGAGGACCUCACAGCUCCAUGAGUCGCCUCUAGGGACUUUGCAAAUUUCCCACUCAGCUGUUCCAUGGCAGAAUUUUUGAUGCACAAUUUUUGCACUAGCGUGUUAUGAACGACCAAGAGUCUGAUUAUGUAUACAGGGUUUAUACACACUCUCUGUAGAUAAGCCUCCUCCCCUGUUAACAAGCUAAUUUCACCAUCAGCUUAGCCCGAGUGUUUGGGGCAAAGAAAAAUGGUAUGGUACACAUUUUAGCAGGAAAUACAAUAUCGAAGAGAUUUAUUUUAUUAUUGCUUCUGUUAGCUGCAUUUAUAUGUUGAAUUCAUCAAAGAGGUCCAAUGACGAAAGAGAAAGGCCCUUUUUCAUUCUUAUGUGUUUUCUCCCUUCAGUAACUUCACCUUUCCGUUAUUGUCCAAAUUACAGUACUUACUAGCAGGGGGGUUGCAUACAUUUCUAUUUGCUGUGUAAAAAUGUGAAUAGUAAUUUAUUUUAGCUAGCUCAUGGACUCGUGGGUUUCAGCUCACGAUGCAGGCUUCCCUUUUGCACUGUUAGUUUCUUUUCCUUUGUACCAUCACUCUCUGAUAUUGCAUUGAAAGACAGCAUACCACAGUGGCAACCUUGAACUCGGUGAAAACUGUUCAGGAUCAAAAUACUAAGCGCUCCUUUGGAGGUGAGGAAAAAUUACACACACCGUCCUCUCACGAUGAUAUAUUUUAUCAAUAUCUAUCUGUUCGCCUUUUGUUUCACACUUUGUCAUCGCAGAUGGGAGGGCAACUUCAGCAAUUUUUCAAGUGUUAAGUUCAUGAUCGGUCAAUGAUGAGUUAACAAAUGUAAGUUAAAUAGGUAUGAUCCUCAACGUGGAUAAAAUCAAAACAUGAAGUAGAAUCCGUGACCAUGAGAAUGUUGAUGUAACAAAUUCAAAGUGAAGAUCAUGUUUAUUUUUAUUUAUACCUGUUCGAUAAAAAUAUUUUUGAAAAGAUAAAGCUUAUUUUAUUAUUUCAUGUUUAAGUACAUAUUCCGCAUGUGGAAAAUGCCCCCUUUCUGGCAUUCCAGAUCGGCAUUGGCAGGAAUAUUGGAAUGUUCACACUGGCCUUCACUUUGGCAUCAGGACCAUAGUCGUACCCAGCUUAAGGACAGAUGUGUUUGUUCGUCUGUGGCAUGUUUAAAUGCAAGACUCGGAAAAUGUCCAGAGUCGCAUGUUUUGAUUUGAACGUUUUAUAGAUGUCUUCCCCGGCCCCCGUGCUGCAUCUGCGUGGGGUGCCCGGCCCCUGUGGUCACGCCUUCAUCUGCGAACGCCAUAGUGUUGGAUUCCCUGUUACUAUGCCGAAUUCUCUGCGCAUUUUCCCCUGGCCAACCUGGACAGCAUCUGUGGAAAUUUGCUUUGCAAACAGGAAUCCUUAUGUAGCUGUUUCUCAGUAGAACAGAGGAGGUCGGCAGGUGUGCUUCUGGCACGCUGGUUGAAUGAGGCAGAGAAAACGUAGAAAGCUUGAGGACCGCCAUGUGCAAGGGAGAACAGGGUUACUAUACAUAUUAGGUGUAUAUAUAUACAUAUAUAUAUAUAUUGUACAUAUCUAAGUUUGAGUCAUUCAAACGAGGUGCGAGAUGCUGACUUCCGAGUCUGAAUUAAUGUCUCUCUUCCCACACCCCUGGCCUGCUUGCUGGUCAGUGACAUGAUGAAAUCCCGACAAGACAGGACCCACACACACACAAGAAGCCACAUAUCAGAUUCCAUGUUCUUUCCUUUGUGUGCAAAGUCAAACUGUCCUAUGGUUGCCGAUUUGGAGCAUGUUAUUUAAAAAAGAAAAAAAAAAAAAGUGAGUGAUGUUCUCUUGUGAGAAUCCUGCCUGGUUCCCUCUGAGGGUGUGUGCAGUAUCAGGUCAGAUCUCCCAGAAGGGCUGGGGGCUCUUGCUUGAGGCAGUCGGGAGAUGUGCUGGCCACGCUAGGUCUAGAAGACUCUUCCCGAAGGCAACUAGACUGCACGCGAGGGAAGUGACCACUUGCUAGAACAGGACGCGCUUCAGAGCUGUUCAAAGCUGCUGCUUGUCUCAACACAUCUUGCCUUUUUUCAGGCUAGCUGCAAUAAUUUUUUUCUUCUGUAAAAUAUUUUGUAAACAACAGCAACCACAAAAAAAAAAAAAGCUAUUAAAAAAGGGGGAAAAAAAGAAUGCUGACAUUAUGAUCAGGAAAACCCCAUCCUCACCGCCACCCUCCAGCCUCCCGCUGUCCUUCCACUCGCUGCUGUCACCAUGUAGGUGCAAAAGACCUUUUUGUACAGAGAUAUAUUUUUUAUGAAGAAUUUGUAAAAUUAUUAAAUAUGCUGUAAUUUUUGAUUAAUGUAGGUACAUUGUUAAAAGAAUAAAUGUUUUUACAAUACAGAACUGUAAUUUUCCCAAUGAUGUAAAAUGCACCAUCUCUAGCUGAUUUUCAGUUCCGAUCCUAUUACAUAUGUAUCCUACUCAAGUGGCCUGUUAAAAUGAACAGUAUCUUUUUUGUCAAAAAAAAAAAUUAUAAAGGGAGUGUAAUAUAGCCUGUGCAAUGCCACUGAUCAUUAAAGCAAAUCAGAGUUCUAAUUAAUUAAAUAUUUAAUUUUAGAUUUCUA